Messenger RNA from Lineus longissimus, 2402 nucleotides. Its product is annotated as translation initiation factor eIF2B subunit delta-like. The coding region runs from base 131 to 1771 and encodes 546 amino acids. The record is from RefSeq and is a predicted model, not a curated record. Lineage: Eukaryota; Metazoa; Nemertea; Pilidiophora; Heteronemertea; Lineidae. The transcript is spliced from 10 exons.
GUAAAACGCAGCCAGAUGCAGAGCAUGUUUCAGUUUAGAAGAUUUCAGUUCCAUCAAUCGCCACAGGAGCCGCCACUGGUCAUAAGAUAACAGAUAUCAAGUAGUCAAAGAUAACAACAACACAUCAAAGAUGGCUGAUGCAGCACCAUCUCCGGUGGAAACUCCGCCACAGCAGAAGCAGGGAAAAAAGAAACAGAAGGGACACAAAUCACCACAAGGACCAAAAGACAAGGGUCAGAAAGGCCAAGGUCAAAAGCCUGCUGGAGGUCAUGGUCAAAAGUCAACUGGAGGUGGAGGUCAAGGUCAGAAACCUCCUGCAGGUGAAGGUCAAAAGCCUGCUGAAGGUCAAAGUCAGAAGCCGGAAAGUCAAGUUCCAAAGCCAACGGCAGGUCAAGGUCAAAAGCCUGUAGAAGUUCAAGGGGCUGAUGCUGCCCCACAGAAAUCGAAAGCUGAAUUAAAGGCGGAGAGGAGAGCAAAACAGGAAGCUCAGCGAGCAGCCAAGAUGGCUGCCAAGGGAGGUGACCAGGCCAAGAAGGGAGAUCAGGCCCAGAAGAAACCUGAGCAGAUGUCACAGCCUUCAAGUUCUAGCUCUUCAACAUCUCAGAAGAAGGAGAUGCGUGUGUCCUCAACGGUGCUAGCAGAUGACGCUCAUGAGCAGAAACGGGUCGCUAAGAAGUUACAGAAGCAACAAGUUCCUCAGCGGACUAAGUCACAGAAGACCGUCAGUCUAUUCAGUCAUCUACAUCAAUAUGAAAAGGACAGCAAACUCACUCAAAAAAUACAGUUUUCCAGCACUGGUCUUCAUCCUGCAUUUCUCCGACUUGGCGUUCAGUAUGCUGAGGGUAUUAUCUGUGGUUCUAACGCUCGAUGUGUCGGCCUCUUGGCGGCAUUGAAGCGGUUUGUCGGGGACUACACCACGCCUCCCCAGAAGGAGCUUGCCAGAGAUAUGGAGGCGAGGCUGAAGCCUAAUAUCACUUUCUUGAAUCAGUGUAGGCCUCUGUCAGUUUCGAUGGGAAAUGCAAUCAAAUACAUCAAAUGGCACAUAACGCAUACACCGUCAGAAAUGUCUGAUAGCGAGGCCAAGAAAAAUUUGUUUGAAAAUAUUGAUAACUUUGUGAAGGAGAAGGUUGUUUUGUCUGGGAAGGCGAUUCUGCAGUCUGCGUCUGCCAAGAUCAGGGACAAUGAUGUCAUCAUUGUUUAUGGCUGCUCGUCAUUGAUUUAUCGAGUCCUAAGUGGCAGUCAUGAAGAAGGGAAACGGUUCAGAGUAAUAGUCGUGGAUGGACGGCCGAAAAACGAGGGAAAGGAAAUGUUGAGACGUUUGGUGAAACUUGGUGUCCAGUGCUCGUACGUGCUCAUAAGUGCUGCUGCCUAUGUGAUGAAGGAGGCGACGAUGGUCCUUCUUGGUGCUCACGCCCUCCUGGCAAACGGUUGCGUCAUGUCGCGCGUUGGAACAUCGCAGAUUGCCCUGGUGGCGAAGGCUUACAACGUCCCGGUGCUGGUCUGCUGUGAAACGUAUAAAUUCUGUGAAAGAGUCCAAACGGAUUCUUUCGUAUUCAAUGAGUUAGCGGACCCAAACGACCUGGUCAAGACAGACAAGGCCAAGCAGUAUCUCUCUGGCUGGCGUGACAUUCCUGCCUUGAAUCUCCUCAACUUGAUGUACGACGUCACGCCACCAGAACUAGUAACGAUCGUCAUUACGGAACUUGGAAAAAUUCCUUGUACAUCAGUUCCUGUUGUGUUGAGAGUAAAACAAGUAGAGACUAAUGAAUAGUUGGGACAAUUAUCUUGUGAUAAAAGAAACAUUUGUUGAGCUAAGUGUCAACGAGGACUUUAUAAGCUCACAAAACUAUAUUUGAAUAUAUUGAAGGUGGAAGAAAACCUGGAAUUCUGCAGAACACCACAAUGUGCACAAAAAUCAAGAUAUUAUCUAGCAGAAAAUGUUUUUCAAAAAACAUGCGAUUUGUCACAACCACGUCAAAAGGUAAUGAAUUUUCAUUGCUAAGCAUGCCUGCACCAACGAUGUUUGAUUGCAUUGGCACCUAACGUCCUGCUUGAAAGAACUUGUGCACAUUUUGGCGUAAUGCUAAUUGGAAAGCUGAUAUCCAGUUUUUGUUUUGACCAGAGCCUGGUUUCAGGUUGGAUUAUACGUAUAAUAUACUAGAAUUUGGAAAAUGGCUUUUUCUUUACUUUCUGUUCUGCUGGAGUAGAACAUGCAGCUUUUACUCACUCCUCAAGGGUAUGAGCACUGACAAGACUGUUAUGUCUUAUUCUAAAGCUACGAUGUCCAAUCGUGACAGUGAAAUCGAGAUCAGCAAGUUCUCAUACAUUGCCCAUGACAUGUCAAGGUGUUCCAGUCCAUUUUGAUGCAAGUUCAACGAUUGUGACUGAAAGAUUUAAGACUC